Hyaloscypha bicolor E is the source of this 351-nucleotide messenger RNA. RefSeq names its product Prefoldin beta-like protein. Gene Ontology annotation, biological process: protein folding. Gene Ontology annotation, molecular function: protein folding chaperone. The transcript has 3 exons. NCBI's taxonomy places the organism in Eukaryota, Fungi, Ascomycota, Leotiomycetes, Helotiales, Hyaloscyphaceae. The coding region runs from base 1 to 351 and encodes 116 amino acids. The record is from RefSeq and is a predicted model, not a curated record. Gene Ontology annotation, cellular component: prefoldin complex; cytoplasm.
AUGGCCCAACGUGUUAACAAGAACCGCGAUCCAGAGCUGCAACUUCAAUACACCAACUACAAGAACGGCCUCCAACAGAUCGCCCAAAAGAUUGGUGACGUUGAGCAGGAAGCAGAAGAGCACAAGCUCGUCCUUGAAACCCUCGAACCGCUUCCGGCCGACAGGAAAUGCUUCCGGAUGAUAAAUGGCGUUCUAGUAGAGAGAACGGUGAAGGAUGUUGUGCCGGCGCUGAAGACGAAUUCGGAGGGCCUCCGGAAGGUGCUGGAGGAUCUCGUUAAGCAGUACAAUAGCAAGCAGGUUGAGAUGGAGAAGUGGAAGAAAAAGAAUAAUAUACAAGUUGUCCAGCAGUGA